Molecule: messenger RNA, 1373 nt
Organism: Chilo suppressalis (striped riceborer)
Lineage: Eukaryota; Metazoa; Arthropoda; Insecta; Lepidoptera; Crambidae
Source: the annotation of a GenBank genome assembly
GAAAAACUGUAGUAUUGAUCUUAGUUGAUUUUAGCUUACAUGGUUGAAUCAUUUUCAUACAAAAAUCUGUUUUGAUCGUAAUAUUAACAAAAUAUCAUAAAAAUGAUAAACCCGCAACUUCCAAACUCUUAAGAUCAGUUAAAUGUUUAAAAAAUAUAAAUUUAAUAAAAAAAUACUAUUAAAAAUAUUUUUAUUACAUUUACUUAAUAAUAUAAAUUGAAUAGGUAUAAUGUUUGUUGUUUUGCCACCUCAAAAAUAUCGAUAGACAGUUGGUACAUAAAGUGGGCCAAUAUUUAAACUUGAAUUUUCAUCUGUACAAAUAUGAUAUUGGGCAUAUAAAAAGGCUUCGACACAACACGAAAUUAUUCUAUCUUCGGAGAAGUAAAAGAAACAUUCAAGAUGAAAUUCGCUACGUGUUUCCUUAUCCUGGCCUUGGUCGGCCCUUCUCUUUGCAAUCCCGAUCCAUUCCUCGGGAGCUUGAUUAGUGGCAUCGGCGGCGUAGUCAACUCUACCGUUGGCGCCGUAGGCGGAGUAGUCAAUGCUACCGUUGGAGCCGUAGGCGGAGUCGUCAACUCUACCGUUGGAGCCGUAGGCGGAGUCGUCAACUCUACCGUUGGAGCCGUCGGCGGAGUUGUCAACUCUACCGUUGGCGCUGUAGGCGGAAUAGUCAACGCUACCGGUAACGCAGUUGGAGGUAUAGUGAACGGCAUCACCGGGGCAGUUGAGGCAACACUUAACAGCGUACUCGGCGCCGUUGGUGCUGUAAUCAAGGGUCUCGUCGAUCAGUUGGUCGCCCUUGUCAACACUGCCAUUGGAAUCGUGCAGUCAAUCGCCGCUGUCGUCCAAAGUGUGGUGUCUUCUGUCGGAAGCGCAGUAAGCAGCGUAAUUAACAGCAUUGGCGCUGCACUUCAAGGACUCGUCAAUCAGUUGGCUGAUGUCGUCGCAGCGAUUGCUGGUGUUGUCAAACAAAUCGCUGACACCAUCGCAAGCGCCGUUUCUACCCUAACUUCGGCCCUUGAAAAAACUAUUGGAACUGCAUUAGCAGGCGUCCUUGGCGUAGUGUCAACCCUUGUAGGAAGUCUUGGUGACAUUCUCAAAUCCGUUGCAGCUGCUCUUAAACCACAGUAAAGUAAAUCUUCUUUGCCGUCCUUCAGAUAGUUGACAAAUCGAUAUCCAGCAGACCAACGAUCUUUAAAACUACUCAAAUUCACAAGAAUCGAUAUCGAGUAACUCAGGAGGAUCACUUCAAAAUAAGCGAAAUUCAUUAUUUGACAUGUCUAAAUAAAUAAGAAGCAAGUUUAAUAUUAGUUUCAUUUCAUUCCCAUUAUUUGGUAAGUAUGAUUCGAUUUUGUUGUCAGUGGUGUACCCAGGGU